UCUAGGUCUUGCACUUUUGUUUAUUUGGGUCCGAACCUGGCAGAUAGCUUCUGGCUUGUGAUAGCUCACACGUGUAUCCAUCAUGAUGUUUACAUUUUUUGAAGUAGGCAUUUAAAAAUUAACUGUGUAUAUUCAUGUGUGUAACCUAUAAGUUGUAACUAUUGAUAAAACAAAUGUGCAGUUACAUGGAUUGUCCUUAAAUUUAGUAAGUAACAUUUUCGGUGUCAGACUUUUAGAUUGUGCAAGGACAAGCCGAUAAAAACUAAACGAAGGAAAGAUUUUAUUUGUGAUCUUUACGUUUGUGGAUUUAGUCACAUCACCGUCUGUGGGGAAAUUAUCGGCAAUGAAGAUAUAAAAAACGAGGAAUACAAUAAUUAUGCAUACUUAGCGACCUACGCCAAUAGAGGAUACUAAGGAGUCUAUAGCAAUGAGAAAAUAAUUAUAAUAUGUAUCCAUUAUUGUUCAAUUUGCUUUCAAAAUUAGUGAUAUUAUAUUAGUAUUUAGUAGGUACUUAUAGAUACAUAUACAUUAUUCUUGUCUGAUAAUUAUUCACACUUGUGAAAUUAACAUUCUAAAAGAUAAGCAAUAGUACAAAAUAAUAUUUCUUACAGAGCACUUCUGAGAAGAAUAUUUAUUUUAUAUUGUUAUUGACAUUUUGAAUUGUAGAUAAAUAGUUAAAUGUAGAUAGUUAAAUUUCAAAGUAACCCUUGGACUUGCCUAGGUACAAAAUGUAUUAAAAAGAAUCUAUUUGUGAUUGUAAUAAGGUCCAUUACUAUGUAGAGUAUAAUUUGAUUCUAAUUCUACAAGUACAAAUAAAUAUAUUUGCAGAAAAACUUCAUAUCCAACACAUUACAUUACAUUAGGUACAUUAAUAUUCAGGAGCAGCCUAGCAUAAAUAUCUAAACAUGACACACGACGCCAACAUAACGAGUGCUUACACCAAAGCGUCGAUGUUGGAAUACAUAUCCCUUAGCAAAGCGUCCUCCGUGCUCUGGAGCCUCGCGCUCAGUGUCACUGUCCUCAUCGUGUUCUCAGGGGUUUUGGCGUUCAUCGCCAUUUCCUGGAUCAAAAUACCAGCCUGGCGGCAAUUCAAAAAUUACACCUUUCUCAACAUAGUCAUAUCCAUGUUUUUGAUGAACGCAGCAUACGCUAGCUGCUUUGCGGACUGGCCUUGCUGCGGCACUAUAUUGAACUUCGUUUACUCAUUGUCUAUGUCAGCGUUCUCCAACUGGGUGCUGAUCAUGUGUCUAGUUAUCUACACGAAAAUCUUAAAGGUUUUCAGUGGUGACUUACAGCACAAAUAUUAUAAAGCUAACGCUUUGACUUGGGGUUUGGCUAUUUUAGAAUCUACCUUUUCUUUAUAUUUUAAAGUGGGCACGGACGCUCCCCAUAUCUAUGUCGUACAUGCUAUGACCUAUGUCAUUACAGGCAUAUACUUGAGCAUUAUUUACGCUCUUUUAAAGCUGACUACUGUAAGGAUGGUUAGUAGCGAAAAUACUACUCAAAUAUUUAAGAUAUUCUUGUAUGUUACGAGUGCUUUCUCUAUCUUGCUUCUCGCGCAGGCUCUUUAUUACUUUCCUGAAGUAUAUGACUAUCUUUUCAUAUGUAUUUGCGGUUGUGAAAUAAUUCUGCUAAUAUCGUACUUGAGUAUGAAAUCGCACAGGGAAAUAUGGGAUGAUUACCUGAAUGGUAAAGACGAUGUUAAUUGUCAGGACUGUAACAAGAAUGUUGCGAAUAUUCGCAUUCGUAUCCAACCACAUCAAAACAACGAGAAAGACCAACCACAUCAAAACAAAGAGAAAAGACCAACCACAUCAAAACAAAGAGAAAAGAAGCAGACCUUCAUUUCAAGAGCUUGUACUGGCUGAUUGGCCGACAAUCACCUCUGACACUAACUAAUAAAAUGCUAGUGUAUAAAUGCAUUAUAAAACCCAUAUGGACAUACGGGAUUGAACUCUGGGGAACGGCCAGUAACUCAAACCUCGAAAUUCUACAAAGGUUUCAGAAUAAUGUCCUAAGGGCUGUAACAUGUGCACCAUGGUUUGCAAAAAAUACAGAGAUACAUGAAUACGUAAAGAUUUCAACAAUCAAAGAGGAAGUUAAUAGAUAUUGUGUUAAAUACAAAGAACGACUAAAAAAACAUACAAACGAACUUGCAAGGGACUUGGUAAACACCAACGACAAUCCGAGUAGGCUGAAAAGGUGGCAAAUACUGCGGCUAGACCAAAGGCACUAGAAGAUAACUUCUAUCAAAGUAUAGUAGCGGAAGCAGUUAUAAAGUUGACCCAAAAAAUUUUUGAGCUUCAUCACAUAUGUUCCUUGAGUAAUUCUAAGCAUUUCAAGCCUGGGAGGCAAUAAGAAAUGUGUGUCUACUCGGAUUUGUAAUGGAUUCAAACUUUCAACCCCUUUUUAACCCUGUUAGGGGAUGAAUUUUACAAAACGCUGAAAUUACUUUUCCUGUAUUUUAAUAAUAUCCCCAAAUACAAAGAUUCAAGUCCCGUGUUCGAAAAACCAAAUUUUUCAACUUUUUACGUUUUUCUUGUAAAAUUACUAUGAAACUGAAAAAAACAAAUAUCAGCAAUGAAUUCUACGUCUUUGGUUUAUACGAAAAUGAUACCAAACUUGCCCUAGUACCCACCAGGAUCAGAAUAGAUUUUUUUUAAAGAUGACGGGUGGCGGCCGUCUUUGUACAAACUUCAGGCUAGAAAUGCUUAGAAUUACUCAAAUAUCAGAUGUGAUGAAGCUCAUAGCUUAAUAAAAAUUGUUUGGGUCAUGUAUGGCAGCGUUACAUAACUGAUUCCAGUAAUAGAGAGAGUAUUUAAUGGAAUACCUCUCAAAACCCUCAAAAAGACAGAACAUCUGAUUAUGGCUAAAACUGCCGAUUGCAGAUAAAAAGAGAAAAAAAAAAUUCGCAUCUGCAACCGCAUUAUUUUUAACAUCCGCAUCCACAUAAAAUCGAUGCGGAGCUUAUGCGGAUGCGGAUGUCGAACAAGUCGGUAGGACGUCUUAGCGGUGGCAUAAGUGCUAGGUAAUUUCAUCAUUACCUAUUAACGAAAUCGUCUAUAUCCGGAAAAGUCGGCCAAGUUACUGUUAAUUAAAUAUAACGCACCUAUAUUUUUGUUCAAAUACUAAACUUUUAGUUAUUUCUUUCAUAAAAAUGAUUAUAAAUGAAAUAUUUGACGUUCUUAAGUACCUAAAUCUUGACUUAAGUACCUAAAUCUUAAAUCAAAAAAUCUGCAUCCACAACAUCCCUGGACUGUAAAAUUAACUUGAAAUGAAUAUUUAAUAAAAUAACGGGGUUAAUAUCGCGGACCAGCAUUUAUUGCUCUGUGGCCAUGCCAUUUGGUAUACAUAUGAAAUAUGUUGUUGUUUGAAAUGUUUCUAAAAAUAUGCAUUUCCAUUAAGUUAAAGAUAGCAAUGACCUGUAUGAAGUAGGAAAUAACAUGGUAUUUGUGUAAAUAGGAUGACAUGCAGGCGUUUCUAAAUAUAUGCGUUUCUAUUAAGUGAUAAGUAAUCAGAAAUUAUGUUUAAGCAAUAUGAAAUCAUAACAUCUUUAAAAAUAGCCACACCACAGUCACGAUUCGCGUUUAAAUGAAAAAUGUACACUUUUCGCACUUAACGUUGUGUAACUAUUUUAGGAAAUGUCCUCAUUUCAACACAGCCAGCCAUUAUAUCUAGACUCUUGAAUGUAAGCGUUACUAAGUUAUCAAAACACUAAAAAAACAAUGCGUAAACAAUUUUGACAAAAAUAUAAAUAUGUAUUUUGCUGAUUUCCUUUAAUAACUAAUAGUUCGUCUACGUAUCAAGCAACAGGACACUUGCUAAAGGGUCUAGCAGGCUAAGCGAACAAGAAGUGCCCCCAACGACGGAUUUGGUCAUUCUUUCAGGUGGUGUACUGGCAGGUCCUAAGAACUCUCUAUGCUUAAUAUCAGUCCUCGAUCUUCUUUUGUUUUCGAGUUAUUCAGGAUAAUGUAAAAUCAUCAGUGUAUCAUUGAAAGUGUCAUAUUUUGUAAACCGUUCAAGUUAGAUUAACCAAACAAAAUUAUCAUCAUCAUCAUCAUCUCAGCCAUAAGACGUCCACUGCUGAACAUAGGCCUCCCCCUUGGACCUCCAUACGUGCCGGUUGGAAGCGACCCGCAUCCAGCGUCUUCCGGCGACCUUAACAAGAUCGUCUGUCCAUCUUGUGGGUGGACGUCCUACGCUGCGCUUGCUAGUCCGUGGUCUCCACUCGAGCACUUUUCGACCCCAUCGGCCAUCUUCUCUGCGUGCAAUGUGGCCUGCCCAUUGCCACUUCAGCUUGCUAAUCCGGUGGGCUAUGUCGGUGACUUUAGUUCGUCUACGGAUCUCCUCAUUUCUGAUUCGAUCACGUAGAGAAACUCCGAGCAUAGCCCUGUCCAUAGCUCGUUGAGCGACUUUGAGUUUUGAGAUGAGGCCGAUAGUGAAAGACCACGUUUCGGAGCCGUAAGUCAUCACUGGUAACACACAUUGAUUACAACAACAACAAAAUUAUAUUUGUCAACAAUAAAAUAGACUACAAAAUGAAUAUGUUUAACCUGCAUCAUGUCCUUAUACUUCAUUAUAAAAAAAAACAUUUAAUUUUUCUUCUCAUUAUUUUUUAUACUAUUCGCGGAGAUACACCUACAAAAAAAAUAUGCAUGAGUAGCCACUAAUACCCACUAUAUGCACAUAUAAAAAUAUUUGCAUAAAUCUUCGUGCGUCAUCUCAAAAAAAAAACAUUAUCGAUUAGCCGUUUCCGAGAUCCUGGAAACGGCUCUAACGAUUUCGAUGAAAUUUGCUAUAUGGGUGUUUUCGGGGGCGAUAAAUUGAUUUAGCUAGGUAGUUAUUAUCUCUGGGAAAACGCGCAUUUUUGAGUUUUUUUAUGUUUAGAGCCGUUUCCGAGAUCCUUGUUCGAUAAUGUUUUUUUUUUUUUGACAUGACGCACGAAGAUUUAUGCAAAUAUUUUUAUAUGUGUAUAUAGUGGGUAUUAGUGGCUACUCAUACAAAUUUUUUUGUAGGUGUACCUCCGCAAAUAGUAUAAAAAAUAAUGAGAAGAAAAUUUUUUUUUUUUUAUAAUGAAGUAUAAGGACAUGAUGCAGGUUAAACAUAUUCAUUUUGUAGUCUAUUUUAUUGUUGUCAAAUAUAAUUUUGAUUGGUUAAUCUAACUUGAACGGUUUACAAAAUAUGACACUUUCAAUGAUACAUUGAUGAUUUUACAUUAUUCUGAAUAACUCGAAAACAAAAGAAGAUCGAGGACUGAUAUUAAGCAUAGAGAGUUCUUAGGACCUGCCAGUACACCACCUGAAAGAAUGACCAAAUCCGUCGUUGGGGGCACUUCUUGUUCGCUUAGCCUGCUAGACCCUUUAUAUAUUUGCAUCUUAAAGAUAAUGUUGAUGUCACUAAUUAUCGGUGUAAUAUCGGGGGUAUAGAUUAUAGAACAAAUGAUUUUCCUGUGUCUAAUAUUGAAGGUAGCACUGAUCUUAUCUUACUCUAUAUUUUUUCUCAGGGUACGACAAAUUAAAAGUACGGGGAAGCUUGAUAAUGGUGUGAUACAUAACGUACCUAAUUGUUAGAAAAUAAAUGUAUAUGUACAUAAGUAGUAAUAAAUGUAUUGAAAUA
Cydia fagiglandana is the source of this 5616-nucleotide messenger RNA. RefSeq lists its product as uncharacterized. The coding region runs from base 906 to 1868 and encodes 320 amino acids. The transcript has 2 exons. NCBI's taxonomy places the organism in Eukaryota, Metazoa, Arthropoda, Insecta, Lepidoptera, Tortricidae. The record is from RefSeq and is a predicted model, not a curated record.